Messenger RNA from Gastrolobium bilobum, 641 nucleotides. RefSeq names its product large ribosomal subunit protein uL14x/uL14z/uL14y. Gene Ontology annotation, cellular component: ribosome; cytosolic large ribosomal subunit. Gene Ontology annotation, molecular function: structural constituent of ribosome; large ribosomal subunit rRNA binding. Bases 46 to 468 code for a protein of 140 amino acids. The transcript has 3 exons. Gene Ontology annotation, biological process: translation. Lineage: Eukaryota; Viridiplantae; Streptophyta; Magnoliopsida; Fabales; Fabaceae. The record is from RefSeq and is a predicted model, not a curated record.
AUAUACACACACUGUGACACAAGGAGAGAGAGAGAAGGAGCAACGAUGUCGAAGAGAGGUCGUGGUGGAUCGGCGGGUAACAAGUUCCGGAUGUCGCUGGGUCUUCCGGUGGCUGCGACGGUGAACUGCGCCGACAACACGGGGGCGAAGAAUCUGUAUAUCAUUUCGGUGAAGGGAAUCAAAGGUCGCCUGAAUCGUCUUCCUUCGGCUUGCGUCGGCGACAUGGUGAUGGCCACCGUGAAGAAGGGGAAGCCCGAUCUGAGGAAGAAGGUGUUGCCAGCUGUCAUCGUUCGCCAGCGCAAGCCUUUUCGCAGAAAGGACGGCGUCUAUAUGUACUUCGAAGAUAAUGCUGGUGUUAUUGUGAAUCCCAAGGGGGAAAUGAAAGGUUCUGCCAUCACUGGUCCAAUUGGCAAGGAGUGUGCUGAUCUAUGGCCAAGGAUUGCUAGUGCUGCCAAUGCUAUCGUUUGAGUGGGAAUUUUAGUUAUAUGAGUUCAUGUUUCUUCUUUGUAGGACUUAAGUUUAUCUCAGAUUUUGUUUUAAGCUUUAAAUUGCACUGGAAUUGACAGUUUUACUUUUCCAUAACUUGAUCAGCAGAUGCCUUUUUAAAGAGUUGAGAUUAAUUAUUAGUUAAGAAUUGUUCC